AUGCCUUCAUCAACAAAUGAUGUUAGAUCCUACUCUCAAUCUAAAUUGAGCAUGUUAGAAUUUGGAAGUUAUAUGAUUAUUGUUGGUGGAAUUGGUUUCAGUUUUUUUCCUUAUUCAGUAUCAUCCCUUGUUGGAUUAAAAACUACCGAUGAUACUUAUAUUCGCUUGUUUGGUUUACUUGCUGGUAUCUUGGGAAUCAACUAUUUUGUCAUGGUUGAAACAAGCUGCCAUUAUUUUCUUCAAACUCUCUAUUGCUAUGCGAUAUUUAGCAACAUUAUUUAUGUCAUAUUUAGUGAUUACUGGGAUAUCACAUCGGAAUUUGCUACUGUUCGCGCUUGGAGACGUAUCAGCGGCGACCUGGACACUUGUCGCACUUUGGUAUGA
Messenger RNA from Rotaria socialis, 384 nucleotides. The record is from the annotation of a GenBank genome assembly. NCBI's taxonomy places the organism in Eukaryota, Metazoa, Rotifera, Eurotatoria, Philodinida, Philodinidae.